AUCUGUCUCAGGGUUAUUGUGAACGAGAACGAAAAACUUUAAAAAGACGACAUCUAGUGUUUUAUCUUUUAUUCUAAUUAAUCUAUGAUCAUUGCUAUCUCAAGGAUUAUGAAAGUUCUUCUAAAUUCAUCCCAGUCGGAGCCUAGCCUUGCACUACCUUGUCCAGUGACAGGGAUUAACAUGUUUUUACUUUGCAGUGCUCCGAUGAAUCUGUUUACUAUUCUGAUAUCCUUCUUGUUUCUGUUUGUUAGUAUCGAUUCUAAGCAGUACCUGGUUCAAACUUUAGAUGACCCUGAUCUUGAAGCAAAACCUCCCAGUUGGGAUAAAACAGCUUAUGCUAAAAAUUCUACUCAAGGCGAUGAUUAUGGUUUACCUUUUGGUCCCUGGGCAGGCUGAUCAAAAAAUAAGAAAUAUAUGAAAUGCAUUGAUGAAUUUUUCA
Messenger RNA from Eurytemora carolleeae, 439 nucleotides. RefSeq lists its product as uncharacterized. Lineage: Eukaryota; Metazoa; Arthropoda; Copepoda; Calanoida; Temoridae. The transcript is spliced from 4 exons. The coding region runs from base 85 to 396 and encodes 103 amino acids. The record is from RefSeq and is a predicted model, not a curated record.